UUAACAAGGCUUGGGGGCUGUGAGACUUUUAGAUCCUCUCUCUCGGGUUCUUGUCGUGCGUAUCCGGCGAGAUGAACAACAACAACACAACACUAGUGAAGUUGAAGUGAACAAGUGCAUCUACUUGUAGCCAAGCAAGCAAGCAACUACUUUUCCUUGUCCCUUGUUCAAUCCACACCCAAGGGUUUAAAGAGAUGUGCCUUUCCUGUUCGGUCUAGAUUAUCUAUUUUUGCUUCAGAUGUCGUCGUCCACUCGAAAGCCUAGUAGUGGUCAUGGACCUGAACUCGAAGCUCAGAAGCGCUCCUCUUCAAAUACUAACACUAAGUUAGCUGAGCCGCUGCAGUCAGCAAAUCAAGGAGUUCCUGAGAAGUCGUUUAAGAAGCGAUCUGGUGAUCCCAAACCUGAUUUCACCUCUUUAUCCACCGUUCUUGAGCAUGUAGAUUCGCUGACUAUCGAUAGCAGCAACGACCAGGAGAAGAAAACAUCUGGCUACGGCAGCGUCAAGACCAGCUCUGUCUCCGCGGCGAAAGUGAGUGACGGCACGAGCAGUCUCGGCAAGACGAGCGGAAGCGCCAAGCUCAGCGGCGGCCGCCUCGAUUUCAUGGAGAGCGGUAAGAGCAGUAUCUACAGAGGAAGCACGAGCAGUGACGUGAGCGACGAGAGCAGUUGCAGCAGCUUCAGCAGCACUAUCAACAAACCUCACAAGGCCAACGACUUGAGCUGGGAAGCGAUCCAGGCGGUUAGGGCCAGGGACGGGGUGUUGGGACUGAGCCACUUCAGGCUGCUCAAGAGGCUGGGAUGCGGUGACAUAGGGAGUGUUUAUCUCUCUGAGCUGAAAGGGACAAAGUGUUACUUCGCGAUGAAGGUGAUGGACAAGACGUCUCUCGCUAGUCGCAAGAAGCUUCUAAGGGCUCAGACUGAAAGAGAGAUUCUCCAGUCUUUGGAUCACCCUUUCCUCCCUACGCUCUACACUCAUUUCGAGACUGAGAAGUUCUCUUGCCUUGUGAUGGAGUUUUGUCCUGGAGGAGACUUGCAUACUCUCAGGCAACGCCAGCCUGGGAAGCACUUCUCCGAGCAAGCGGUUAAAUUCUACAUAGCAGAGUCGUUGCUAGCUAUUGAGUACCUGCACAUGUUGGGGAUUGUGUACCGUGACCUCAAGCCUGAGAACGUUUUAGUUCGAGAAGACGGACAUAUAAUGCUCUCUGACUUUGACCUCUCACUCCGGUGUCUUGUCAGCCCCACUCUGGUGAAAUCUGCAGCCGUUGAGACGGAUCCGUUACGCAAAAACGUGUACUGUCUUGAGCCAACUUGCAUCCAACCGUCUUGCACCGUCGUCCCCACCACUUGCUUCUCUCCGCGUCUCUUCUCAAGCAAGUCUAAAAAGGAGCGCAAAUCCAAGAACGACGCGGCAAAUCAAGUUAGGCCGUUGCCAGAGCUGGUGGCUGAGCCAACCGACGCGCGUUCCAUGUCGUUUGUGGGCACGCACGAGUACUUGGCCCCGGAGAUUAUCAAAGGGGAAGGGCAUGGGAGUGCGGUGGACUGGUGGACUUUUGGGAUAUUUCUUUACGAGCUUCUCUUUGGGAGAACGCCUUUCAAGGGGUCUGGAAACCGACAGACGCUGUUCAACGUGGUUGGUCAGCCUCUGCGGUUUCCUGAGUCACCUGUGGUGAGUUUUGCAGCGAGGGACCUUAUCAGGGGCCUGCUCAUGAAGGAGCCGCAGCAGAGACUGGGGUUCAAAAGGGGAGCUACUGAGGUUAAGCAGCACCCGUUCUUCGAAGGUGUGAACUGGGCUUUGAUCCGGUGUGCUACUCCACCUGAGAUCCCAAAGCCGGUUGAGCUGGAGAGAGGACCUGUGAGUAGUUUUGCGGAAGAGUCACCAACGAGCCAGAAGACAGCAGCAGGUUUGGUUCUGAAUGCUCAGAAAGGGUCUGAUAACUAUUUGGAAUUUGAUUUCUUCUAGAAGAAUAUGGUACUACUUACUCUCUAUUCUUUCCCUAUAAAAGACCAUUUGGUGAAAGAUGAUCAAAGUGUUGUCAUGCUCUUCUUCAUAGAUUAGCAUGAAACUCUGUAUGUUUGUUUCUCUAUGCAUAAGUUGCUCUAGUUUAUUAAAAUCUUUGUAACUCUUUUCAUAAAUUUUAUUAGUUUUUAUCA
Molecule: messenger RNA, 2151 nt
Organism: Raphanus sativus (radish)
Lineage: Eukaryota; Viridiplantae; Streptophyta; Magnoliopsida; Brassicales; Brassicaceae
Product: serine/threonine-protein kinase D6PKL2
Exons: 3
Coding region: 239-1960 (573 amino acids)
Biological process (GO): protein phosphorylation
Cellular component (GO): cytoplasm; nucleus; plasma membrane
Molecular function (GO): protein serine/threonine kinase activity; ATP binding
Source: RefSeq, a predicted model, not a curated record